Molecule: messenger RNA, 3211 nt
Organism: Scylla paramamosain (green mud crab)
Lineage: Eukaryota; Metazoa; Arthropoda; Malacostraca; Decapoda; Portunidae
Gene: mts
Product: serine/threonine-protein phosphatase 2A catalytic subunit beta isoform
Exons: 5
Coding region: 159-1088 (309 amino acids)
Biological process (GO): mitotic cell cycle
Cellular component (GO): cytosol
Molecular function (GO): protein serine/threonine phosphatase activity
Source: RefSeq, a predicted model, not a curated record
GUGGUAGCGAGGCAGAAUCAGGCGGUGUAUGGCAAGACUGGGAUGACGUCACAAGGAGGGCGCCAUAUUGGUCCUGGCUGCGGGGAGGAAGGGCGUCGCCGUUAUAUUACCGCCGCACAGUGUUCCUCCUUGACUAGUUAACUCACAAGUGCGCCACAAUGGAGGAGAAAACGCAGAUGAAGGAGCUGGACCAGUGGAUAGACCAGCUGAUGGAGUGUAAACAGCUGGCAGAGAAUCAGGUGAAGACACUCUGCGAAAAGGCAAAGGAGGUGCUGGCCAAGGAGAGCAAUGUACAGGAAGUCAAGUCUCCUGUCACAGUGUGCGGGGAUGUUCACGGCCAAUUCCACGACCUGAUGGAGCUCUUCAAGAUUGGUGGACGGUCUCCAGACACAAACUAUCUCUUUAUGGGGGACUACGUUGAUAGAGGCUAUUAUUCCGUAGAAACAGUCACCUUGCUAGUUUGUUUAAAGGUUCGGUUCCGGGAGCGGAUAACCAUCCUGCGAGGCAACCACGAGUCCCGGCAAAUCACCCAAGUGUACGGGUUUUAUGACGAGUGUCUUCGAAAAUAUGGGAACGCCAACGUUUGGAAAUAUUUCACAGACCUGUUUGACUAUCUGCCCCUGACAGCGUUAGUAGACAGUCAAAUCUUCUGCCUGCACGGUGGCCUCUCCCCCUCCAUAGACACACUGGACCACAUCAGGGCCCUGGACAGGCUGCAGGAAGUCCCACAUGAGGGCCCCAUGUGUGACUUACUGUGGUCUGAUCCCGAUGACCGUGGCGGCUGGGGCAUCUCCCCUCGUGGUGCCGGCUACACCUUUGGGCAGGAUAUAUCUGAGACCUUCAACCACUCCAACGGCCUCACACUGGUCUCCCGGGCCCACCAGCUGGUCAUGGAGGGCUACAACUGGUGCCACGACCGCAACGUUGUCACAAUCUUCUCAGCCCCCAAUUACUGCUAUCGAUGCGGCAACCAGGCAGCCAUCAUGGAGCUGGAUGACUCCUUGAAGUAUUCAUUCCUUCAGUUUGACCCUGCCCCGAGGAGAGGAGAGCCACACGUCACCCGCAGGACUCCAGAUUACUUCCUGUAGAUGCCCCACCAUGUCCCCUCACCAACAACAUUGUCCCCUCAUCACCCCACUAACAUGCUACACUCUUCUACACCACACAUUUUGAAUACACCACAAGGGUAUUUUCACUUCUCUUAUUUGAUACUACUGCUACUACUACUACCACUACUACUACUACUACUACUACUACUACAAGUCAGUAAUGGUAUUUUAAAAUUGAACUGCUUUUUUUUAUAUUUGUGUUUGCUAAUUGUGGAAGGUUGGGUUUCUUUGCAUCCACCUUCAAUUUUUUUUUUUUAUUUAUUUAUUUAUUUUUAUUUUAUUUUAUUUUUUUUUGAGGAAACUGCAGGCUCAGUUGCCAUUACUGUACAAUUGUGAAUUAAUGAACCAGCAGCAGACAGUAGUUACCCAUUGUCAGUCAGUUCCUGGGGAGCUGAGGAUGUCUUGGUGUCACAGUUGACGCCCCAACCAAAACCUCAUUCUGUCAGCUUGCAGCCUCAGUCAGGGAAGGCAGAUUUAUUUAUUUAAAAAUUUACACUUUGUUUUUUGAGUUACAUGAUUCUAGGCUUUUAGAAUCAAUUCCUACCUGCUCAUGUAUUAUGAUGGAUACAAAUUUUACAAACCAUUUCUGUGAUGAAGUAAAAGGUAAAAUUUCAAAGUGUCGCGCCAGACUCGACAGCCACUCUGGCCGGUGACGAACACAUGGUCGAGCCGGCAGUUCUGUGCGUUGCGGAUAACAAUUGCCCUUAAUGCACACAUCACUGGCCUUUCAAAGAGUCAGUAUGGAGUAUCAAAGAGCAAGGCAGGUCAGAUGGUGGGGUUGAUUUGCCCCAAGAGAGGGAAUCUUCUAUUUCUGGGAACAAAGUUUGUCACGGCCACGGGCGGCUGCACUUGUGUCGGUGAUCCUCUUGUUGGUGGCAGUCGUGACCAACGUGGAGUGAGUCAGUCACAUGAGAUCAUGAGCACUGUUGCAUUUUUGUACAGGUGAGAAGAAAAGUGUGCCUGGUUUUGUUUUCUAAGUUGCUGCCCAGAAGUGUGAUGGUUUACUCAGUCAGGAAUCAUUUGCGUUUCCACCCGAGGCACUUCAGGACCCCAGUGGACCGAGUCCCGGGGACUUGCCAGAGAUCUCCAUUGGCAGUUUGGUUUGCCAGACCAGCGCGUCUGGACUGAAGACUUGUCGCUUUCCUGUGUGUCCGCCAGAAGACAAAUGUCGUGGGCCCUUGGCCUGAACCUGACCUCCACUCACCUUGUCUAGUGCUGAGCCUCUGCCUCAACUAAGCUUGCACUCUUGAGUUUUGAUAGGCAUAUCUGUAUAUAUAUUUUACUCUUCACUCUGUCUUUGUCUCUCUUCCUGCCCUUAUGUGUAAUGAUUAUUUGCUCCAUAAUGAUGCUUUGUAGUGCUAAAGUAUGUGAUGUUGGUGGAAACUGUGGUUUUUUGGACACUAUUUAUUCUAACCAUCAUAGACAAAUUUGAUAAUCUAGUGUUUAGUAAUGAUGGUUUGUGAAAAGACUCAAGGGAUUGAUGCAGGAUUCGUUAACCGUAUGAGUGAUGAACCAUAGCCGUCAGCAACUUAGCAUUCAUAUCAACUUGAACUGAGGAUUCACAUAGGCAUAUACGUAUAAUAUAUUCUAUAUAUAAAUAUAUAUCAUUCUUUUGCAGUCAUUUUGAAACUUAGUCCAAAUACUUUAGUACUAAUAUCUCCUCUAGGACCCGAGAGACCACUCCGUUUUGUUUCAUGUUGUCGUAGUCGGAGGCUAGAUACAAGCACAGUGUCAGGGUUCUGCAUCGAUAUCGUGGAUGUAUGGCGUUGUGUUUGAGUGCUUCAUUGCUAAAUACUACUAUAUUUGUGAUCAAUACUACAUUAGAUGAGAUCAGGUGUAUGACAUGUACUCCAUUACAGAAAGAGCUGACAUCUCUGUGCCCCACUGAAACCCUCAUGUUUCAUCUUCACUCGUUUGUUUUCUUAUUGUGAAAGAAGUUCCAUUAUCUGUAGUUAUGUUUUGUUGAUGCUCGUCUCGUGUUAACAACCAGACUCGGCCAGGGAAUCCAGUACCAUAAUGAGCAAGUGAAUGUAUCAGCAGCAUGGUUAUGUGUGAACAGUUAAACAAAUACUUAGUUCUACUCCAAUAAAGUCAGUGACAAG